AUGUGGUCUUUCGUUCUUUCAGUUCGAAAGGCAUUCGAGAAAAGACGACUCAAGUCCGUCAAUCUGGACUUUGACGCCCGCGUCCCCAUCCCCUUCAGUGUCUUCCCGUCGUCGUACCGGAGUGACGCUGUCUCUGAAACUACUCAGACGAGAGUAGAGGGAGAAGUUCAAUUCGAUCACUCUUCGCACGUCGAACGGGAAGAUACUCGACAGGCGGCCCCUCUCCCCGACCAGCGUGUCUACGGAAAGGAAGAAGUCGACUUUCGUGUUCAGGAAGAACGUCCUGCCCCUCGUCGUUACCAAGACGUUGAGUUAACUCGCGAACGCUACCCCAGCCAACAAUCUUCUGUUCGUUUCGAGGAACGUCCCCAGAUCUACGAUCAACCCGUUGUUGAGAACCAGCUCGACAUCACUGAGAGAGACUACCGUCAACGUACCUCUCCCAACUACGACGUCAACGCCUCUUACCAGAGUCGUUACCCCGUAGACCAACCCUUCCAGUACCAGCAGUCGGCCUCUACCGCCGAUUACUCGUACGACCGCGCCAACCAGGGUCACCCCACCGGCGUUUACCAAGGCGAAGACUAUACCCGUCGCGAACUCGAGGUUGAAAGACCCCGUUACAGCAACGCUCCCGUCGACGUUAAGUUCUCCGAGACUACCGUCCGAGACAUCCCUGCCCGCUCUCAAGCCCCAACUUUUGCUCAAGCCGCCCCAGCUUUUGCUUCUGCCCCAUCUUUUACUACUUCUACCCAAGCUCCCGCUCCCCGUUCCACUUCUUCCAUUUCCACUUCCGUUCCCGCUUCCAAGCAAUCUCGCAAGAUGGGUUACUACGACGACGAGGGUCAGUACCACUCCUUCCGCCGCGGCGUGCAGCGUGCCGCCCACCACCUUGCUCACCCCUUUGAAGGCCGUGAUGAGGUUCUCGAGCCCACCCCCAGCUACGAGGGUCCCCGCGAGACCGUCCGUGUCAUCGAGCCCCGUAACCGCGGUACUCCCGGCGAGACCGUCGCUAUCCCCUGCCACUUCGUCCGCAUUGGCGACAUCCUGAUCCUCCAGGGCCGUCCUUGCCAGGUGAUCCGCAUCUCCGUCUCCUCCCAGACCGGCCAGCACCGUUACCUCGGUGUCGACCUCUUCACCCGCCAGUUGCAGGAGGAGUCGAGCUUCGUCUCCAACCCUUCGCCUUCCGUCGUUGUCCAGACCAUGCUCGGCCCCGUCUUCAAGACCUACCGCAUCCUCGACGUCAACGGUGACGGUUCCCUCACUGCCAUGACCGAGUCCGGUGACAUCAAGCAGGCCCUCCCCGUUAUCACCCAGGGUGGUCUGUUCAAGCGCAUCAGCGAGGCCUUCGCCAACGGCCGUGGCUCCGUCCGUGCCCUUGUCAUCAACGACGGUGGUCGUGAGCUCGUUGUCGACUACAAGGUCAUCCACGGCUCCCGCCUGUAA
Penicillium verhagenii is the source of this 1446-nucleotide messenger RNA. RefSeq names its product putative Woronin body protein HexA (gene hexA). Lineage: Eukaryota; Fungi; Ascomycota; Eurotiomycetes; Eurotiales; Aspergillaceae. The transcript has 3 exons. Gene Ontology annotation, biological process: positive regulation of translational elongation. Bases 1 to 1446 code for a protein of 481 amino acids. The record is from RefSeq and is a predicted model, not a curated record. Gene Ontology annotation, molecular function: RNA binding; translation elongation factor activity; ribosome binding.